UCAACACAAGCGGUGCACCAUCAACAUGGCGGCUGGGCUGCGGAAACGCGGACGGGCUGGUGCAGCAGUCCGAGCCGCAGGUCGCUGCGAGCAGUGGCUGCGGCGCGCUUGGCAAGAGCGGCGCCUGCUGCUGGUGGAGCCUCGCUACACGUUGUUGGUGGCCGCCUGCCUCUGCUUAGCGGAGGUGGGGAUCACCUUCUGGGUCAUUCACAGGGUGGCAUACACAGAGAUUGACUGGAAGGCCUACAUGGCUGAGGUGGAGGGAGUAAUCAACGGCACCUAUGACUACACACAGCUCCAGGGGGACACUGGACCUCUUGUGUACCCAGCUGGCUUUGUGUAUAUCUUUAUGGGACUGUAUUAUGCCACUGGCCGGGGCACUGACAUCCGCGUAGCCCAGCAUAUCUUUGCAGUGCUCUACCUGGCUACCUUGCUGCUUGUCUUCUGGAUCUACCACCAGACCUGCAAAGUACCUCCCUUUGUCUUUUUCUUCAUGUGCUGUGCCUCUUACCGUGUCCACUCCAUAUUUGUGUUGAGGCUCUUUAAUGACCCCGUGGCGAUGGCACUGCUUUUCCUCAGUAUCAACCUCCUGCUGGCUCAGCGCUGGAGCUGGGGCUGCUGCUGUUUCAGUCUGGCAGUUUCAGUGAAGAUGAAUGUGCUGCUCUUCGCCCCCGGGUUACUGUUCCUCCUUCUUCUGAAGUUUGGCCUCCGUGGGGCCCUACCCAAGCUGGGCAUCUGUGCUGUCCUUCAGGUGGCACUGGGGCUGCCCUUCCUGUUGGAGAACCCUGUUGGCUACCUGUCCCGCUCCUUUGAUCUUGGCCGCCAGUUUCUCUUCCGUUGGACAGUCAACUGGCGCUUCCUGCCUGAGGCUGUCUUCCUGAAUCGCACCUUCCACCUGGCCCUGUUGGCUGUACACCUCAGUCUGCUCUUGCUCUUUGCUCUCUGUAGGUGGCACAGGACAGGGGAAAGUAUCCUGUCACUGCUGAAGGAUCCCUCCAAAAGGAAGGUUCCACCCCAGCCGCUCACACCCAACCAGAUUGUUUCAACUCUUUUCACCUCCAACUUCAUUGGCAUCUGCUUCAGCCGUUCCCUCCACUACCAGUUCUACGUCUGGUAUUUCCACACACUGCCCUACCUCCUGUGGGCCAUGCCUGCUCGCUGGCUCACACAUCUGCUCAGGUUGCUGGUGCUGGGGCUCAUUGAGCUCUCCUGGAACACAUACCCAUCCACGUCGUUCAGCUCGGCGGCCCUGCAUCUGUGCCAUGCAGUCAUACUGCUGCAGCUCUGGCUGGGCCCCCAGCCUUUCUCUAAGAGCAUUCAGCACAGCAAAAAAGCCCACUGAAGCCCACCCUUUACUCUCCAGGCCACUGAGGACCCUGGAUGAUAAUGACUCUGUGCCCUCCCAAUAAACCUUGCCAAGUCCA
This is a messenger RNA of Elephantulus edwardii (Cape elephant shrew), 1424 nucleotides long. It is a transcript of the gene ALG3, whose product is annotated as ALG3, alpha-1,3- mannosyltransferase. The record is from RefSeq and is a predicted model, not a curated record. The transcript is spliced from 9 exons. Gene Ontology annotation, molecular function: dol-P-Man:Man(5)GlcNAc(2)-PP-Dol alpha-1,3-mannosyltransferase activity. Gene Ontology annotation, cellular component: endoplasmic reticulum. The coding region runs from base 26 to 1342 and encodes 438 amino acids. Lineage: Eukaryota; Metazoa; Chordata; Mammalia; Macroscelidea; Macroscelididae.